This is a messenger RNA of Alnus glutinosa, 1809 nucleotides long. Its product is annotated as CBL-interacting serine/threonine-protein kinase 3. The transcript has 15 exons. Gene Ontology annotation, biological process: signal transduction; protein phosphorylation. Lineage: Eukaryota; Viridiplantae; Streptophyta; Magnoliopsida; Fagales; Betulaceae. The record is from RefSeq and is a predicted model, not a curated record. Bases 199 to 1518 code for a protein of 439 amino acids. Gene Ontology annotation, molecular function: ATP binding; protein kinase activity.
AACCGCGUAGGUUUUGUCUGGUUGCAGCGUUCCACAGAAUUAGAAACGAUCAAAAUGUGCCACUCAACACACUGCCACUGCCCCAAUUGAGCUACUUACCAUAAACAGCCCCAGGCGAGCCACUUUCCUCCUCCUUAUCUCGAACUUCAACUUUUGUUCAGCAAGACGGUCUGUGAGAGCUGAAUCAAUAAUUGAAGAAUGAAUCAGCCUAAAGUGAAGCGCCGUGUGGGUAAAUACGAGGUGGGAAGAACAAUUGGUGAGGGGACGUUCGCCAAAGUGAAAUUCGCCAGAAAUUCUGAGACUGGGGAACCCGUGGCUCUUAAGAUCCUUGACAAAGAGAAGGUUCUCAAACACAAGAUGGCUGAGCAGAUCAAGCGGGAAGUAGCGACAAUGAAGUUAAUAAAGCAUCCGCAUGUCGUUCGAUUAUACGAGGUAAUGGGGAGCAAGACAAAGAUAUUCAUUGUUCUGGAGUUUGUUACCGGGGGAGAACUUUUUGAUAAGAUUGUAAACAAUGGACGGAUGAGAGAAGAUGAAGCACGUAGAUAUUUCCAGCAGCUUAUUAAUGCUGUUGAUUAUUGCCAUAGUAGGGGUGUUUAUCACAGAGACCUGAAGCCUGAAAAUUUGCUGUUGGAUGCUUAUGGAAACCUUAAAGUUUCUGAUUUUGGAUUAAGUGCACUGUCCCAACAAGUCAGGGAUGAUGGCCUGCUUCACACUACCUGUGGAACACCAAAUUAUGUUGCUCCUGAGGUCCUUAACGACAGAGGCUAUGAUGGGGCAACUGCAGACUUGUGGUCAUGUGGAGUGAUACUCUUUGUAUUGCUUGCAGGUUACUUGCCUUUUGAUGAUUCUAAUCUUAUGAACCUGUAUAAAAAAAUUUCGGCUGCUGAAUUUACUUGCCCCCCUUGGCUCUCUUUCGGUGCAAUGAAAUUGAUAGCUAGAAUCUUGGAUCCCAACCCUAUGACUCGGAUUACCAUACCUGAAAUUUUGGAGGAUGAAUGGUUUAAGAAAGACCAUAAGCCCCCCGUGUUCGAAGAAAAGGAGGAUACAAAUUUGGAUGAUGUAGAAGCUGUCUUUAAAGAUUCCGAAGAGCACCAUGUGACUGAGAAGAAGGAAGAACAGCCAGUAGCUAUGAAUGCAUUUGAGCUAAUUUCAAUGUCAAAAGGGCUAAACCUUGCAAAUUUGUUUGAUAUAGAACAGGGAUUUAAGAGAGAAACAAGGUUCACAUCCAAAUGUCCUGCCAAUGAGAUCAUCAAUAAGAUUGAAGAAGCUGCGAAGCCUCUUGGUUUUGACGUACACAAGAAAAACUACAAGAUGAGGCUUGAAAAUAUGAAAGCCGGAAGAAAGGGAAACCUUAAUGUUGCCACAGAGAUAUUUCAAGUGGCUCCUUCACUUCAUAUGGUUGAAGUGCGGAAAGCGAAAGGGGACACUUUGGAGUUUCAUAAGUUUUAUAAAAACCUAUCAAUCUGCCUGGAGGAUGUUGUUUGGAAAACUGAGGAAGACAUGCAAGAAAUGAAGUAAAAUUCCAGUGUCCACUUUAAAGUGUUGUAUCCAUAAUGAUUUAUGUUCAUGCUACCUUGCAAAAGGUUCUAUUGUUCUAUGUGUCCAUUCUUUUCUUUCUUUUCUUUCCUUUUUUUUUUUUUUUUUUUUUUUUUUUGUUGGUAUCCAUAGAUUAGAUAGACAUGGCUUUACCGAUUGUUUUCCAUGUUAUGAUUGUUGUAAAGCAUGGACAGUUCCCAUAGAGUUGCAAUGUUUGUCUUUACACUUAAAAACAGAUGAAUCCUCAUUUGAUAUGAUAAAGAAAUUGUGUAU